Nannochloropsis gaditana CCMP526 is the source of this 273-nucleotide messenger RNA. RefSeq lists its product as uncharacterized. Gene Ontology annotation, biological process: ribosome biogenesis. The transcript has a single exon. The annotation marks the transcript as partial. Gene Ontology annotation, cellular component: nucleus. The record is from RefSeq and is a predicted model, not a curated record. Gene Ontology annotation, molecular function: ATP hydrolysis activity; preribosome binding; RNA binding.
GCGAGCGGGUGGUGAACCAGCUCUUGACGGAGAUGGACGGAUUGGAAGGGCGUCGGCACGUCUUUGUGAUCGCGGCCACGAACAGACCGGAGCUGAUCGACCCCGCCAUGCUCCGUCCAGGGAGGCUAGACAAGCUCCUGUACGUGCCCCUGCCGGGACCGGAGGACCGGGCGGCGAUUCUGAAAGCGGUCUCUCGGGACAUGGCGGUGGAUGCUGCGGAGGUGGAUCUAGAAGCCCUUGGGAGGGAUCACAGGGCAGAGGGCUACAGCGGGG